CUCUAAAUCUGACUUGACGCCUCCGCCGCCAUUCGUUGAAAAAGUAAAAUCUUUUGAAAGCGCGCAUAAAACCGGGAUAAUACCAAACGUAAAAACUGAAAAAAAUCGUCAGAUUCCAAAGUGCAUAAAAGGCAUACGAUAAAGUUGAGUAAAGGGUGAUAACACAACUUAAGCAACCGGCAUUUCUCAUAGCGGCAAUAAAUUGCAUCAGUGUGCGAGUGUCUCCUAAAAAAGCCAAGCCAAGAAUCUACAAUUUUGGGCUGUUAAUAUUCAAGAGGUGCUAAAUAAUAGCACGUGAAGUUUAAGACUUGGCUGCCGUCCACUCACCCAUAUAUAUAAACGCAUAUAUAUAUAUAUAUAUAUAUUAUAUACAAACGCAAGCCGCUUCUACUAACUGAAGAGAAGAGAGGAAAGGAAAAGCGGGAAGAACGUAGAACUCAGAAAGUAAACGAAAAGAAGAAAGCCAUGGCCGAGCCAAGGACGCCCGAGAAGCUGCUGACCGCCAAGCCGCCGGUGUUCCACCACAACAGCCAUAGCCCCAAUGCCUCGCUGCAGCUGCCCAGUCCCAUUAUAACAAGGCGCACUCGCACGGCCUCGACUUCCGCUCGGGCCUUGGAAAAUCCGGUUGUGACCGGCAUUGUGAAAUCCUUCAGCCGCACCAAAGGACACGGCUUCAUUACACCCCAUGCCGGCGGAGAGGACGUUUUCUGCCACGUUUCUGACAUCGAAGGUGAAUAUGUGCCCAUGCCCGGGGACGAGGUCAAAUACCGACUGUGCGCCAUUCCGCCCAAGUAUGAAAAGCACCAGGCGGUGCACGUGCAGAUUAGCAACCUGACGCCUGAGGUGCACCACAAGUGGGAGGAGCCAUUCUUUGGCGGCUCCUCUCCUGCCAAGUAAAACCAUGGGGAGCAAGUCCAGGAUACGGAGUGCGGGAGCGGAAAAAUGAGCAGUUAAAAGCUAAAUGGCCUUCCAAGAAAUUUAAUUGAGCUAGAGCACGCCACCCGAGAUGAGCGAAAUGGAAACCCGAACAGAACAAUAACCAUGAAAGUAAAUGAAAGCAUAGCAAACGAAGCAGCCAGGAAAAACAGCCGAAACCGAAACCAUACCGGAACGUAAUAGAAUAGAGAACAACAGGCCUGCCAUCCAUCCAGCGAGCAGCAGCAUCUCCAGAGUUUCAAUUGAACACUUAAUUAGAAUUUAAGCUAAGCUAUGAAAGUCAAACAAAACAGUCACAAACAUUGCCUUUUCCUCUGGAAGAGCGAAGAGCAAUCGAAACCAGUUUCGAGUAUAUUAUUAUUAUUGAAAAACGUAUGUAUUUGGAAAUUGAAAUUGUUAUUCGAAAAGCCAGUGGCGCUGCGACCCCGUUGCGGUGGAGCCUGUAUCAGUAAUUACUUUUAAUUAUAACGAAACAUCUGAAUGUGUUCGCCAAGCAAACAAGUAAAAUGCUCUCAGUAAUUCAAUUUAUUAUUAAAACAAAAGCUGCAAAACAA
Molecule: messenger RNA, 1490 nt
Organism: Drosophila eugracilis
Lineage: Eukaryota; Metazoa; Arthropoda; Insecta; Diptera; Drosophilidae
Product: cold shock domain-containing protein CG9705
Exons: 4
Coding region: 466-897 (143 amino acids)
Biological process (GO): regulation of mRNA stability
Cellular component (GO): cytoplasm
Molecular function (GO): mRNA 3'-UTR binding
Source: RefSeq, a predicted model, not a curated record